AGCCCCCGGGCCAGCACCCAGCUGUGGGAUUGUCCGGUGAACCUGUAUAUAAGCGCGGAGGGUCCAGCAUAAGCACCAAUACAAGGAGACGCAAGAAGACCACCUAGGACCAUGAAGGGACUUGUGCUCAGCUUCGCCCUCGUCGCCCUGUCCGCCCUGUGUGUCUACGGGGAUGUGCCCAUACAGCCGGACUUCCAGGAGAACAAGAUUCUAGGGACGUGGUUCGGCAUAGGCCUGGCCUCCAACUCCAACUGGUUCCAGUCCAAGAAGCAACAGCUUAAGAUGUGCACGACCGUCAUCACCCCCACUGCUGAUGGGAACCUCGACGUCGUCGCCACCUUUCCCAAGCAGGACCAAUGUGAAAAGAAGAGCAUGACCUACAUCAAGACGGAAGAGCCCGGCCGCUUCCUGUCCAAGAGUCCACGCUACGGCAGCAACCACGUGAUCCGCGUGGUGGAGUCCAACUACGAUGAAUACACCCUGAUGCACACCAUCAAGACCAAAGGCAACGAGGUCAACACCAUUGUGUCUCUGUUUGGAAGAAGCAAGACCCUGAGACCCGACCUCCUGGAGAAAUUCCAGAAAUUCGCUAAGGAACAAGGACUGACCGACGACAACAUCCUCAUUCUGCCUCAGACUGAUAGCUGCAUGUCAGAAGUGUAAGAGAGAGAAGAGUCAGUACCUUCAUGUCUCCACUAGAUGGCGUCUAUGAUAUAGCUGGAGUUAGCACGCUACUGUAAUGUCUGUACAUGUCUGCACACAAUAAACUGCAUGAUUCCCCA
Messenger RNA from Bufo gargarizans (Asiatic toad), 782 nucleotides. RefSeq names its product lipocalin. The transcript has 7 exons. The record is from RefSeq and is a predicted model, not a curated record. The coding region runs from base 112 to 663 and encodes 183 amino acids. Lineage: Eukaryota; Metazoa; Chordata; Amphibia; Anura; Bufonidae. Gene Ontology annotation, molecular function: small molecule binding.